This is a messenger RNA of Mercenaria mercenaria, 1598 nucleotides long. RefSeq lists its product as uncharacterized. The transcript is spliced from 2 exons. Gene Ontology annotation, biological process: DNA recombination; DNA integration. Gene Ontology annotation, molecular function: DNA binding. Bases 436 to 1047 code for a protein of 203 amino acids. The record is from RefSeq and is a predicted model, not a curated record. Lineage: Eukaryota; Metazoa; Mollusca; Bivalvia; Venerida; Veneridae.
UCAGAGGAAAAGGAUGCUAAAAACACACGGAGAUAAACAAAUAAUGCUGUUAAAAUAUUUAGACAAUACCUUAAAGUAGGAAUUUGCCGGAAACCUUUGAAAACUACAGCAAUGAAGUGCUUGAUGAUAUUCUGUCAAAAUUUUACGUGGAGGUUCGACAAGAAAAUGGUGAAAAAUACCAAAAAUCUAGUUUGUAUUCUAUACGAUAUGGACUUAACAGGCAUCUUUCGCUCACCAAAAAUGUAGACAUUAUCAAAGACUGCAUUUCAAGUGUCUCAGAAACUUUUUAAAGCUGUGACCAUAGAUUUGAAACGUGAAGGAAAAGGGGCUAUUAUACAUUAUCCACCAAUAGAAGAGAGUGACUCGAAGAAACUUUAUGAAUAUUUUGACACUAACGACAAUGUUAAACUUCAACAAAAAGUAUUUGUUGAUAUAAUGCUGUAUUUUGGUAGAAGAGGCAGAGAAAAUAUACAUGAACUAACAGUUGGUGACUUUGCAGCCACAACCGAUUCAGAUGGGCGCGUCUUCAUAUAUCUAACAAAAGAUGAGCAGACAAAAAAUCACCAGAAUGAUCCAAACAGUGCUGAUGGCAGGAUGUAUGCUAAAAGCGAUGAUCCACUGUGUCCAGUCAAAUCUUUCAUGAAAUACAAAAGACACCUGAACCCGAAAUGUAAGAGACUGUUUCAGCGCCCGAAUAAAGGAGAGAGCCCUGUAAAUUGGUACAUUAACGCGCCGCUUGGCCACAAUGCCAUUGGUGACAUGAUGCCAACUAUAAGUUCUAAAGCCGGACUUUCAAAACGUUAUACUAAUCAUUCUCUUAGGACUAUUCUUGACAGUAAUGAGUUUGCGAGUCGUCACAUUACAAGUGUAACUGGUCAUAAAGCUGAAUCUUCUUUGAAGACAUACACUGGCUACACUUCACCAAACAUCAAAAGGAAAAUGUCGGACACUAUAUCGGAAAGUUUAAGUAACAAAAUAAAAGAAAAAAAGGUUGAAACCAGGGAUAAAAACAAAGAAAUAGAGGAUAUUUGUUUGUUUGCAGUGUGAUAUCGAAAUAUAUCUUCACCGAUAAGGGAGACAAUUGAAUCUUUUCACGAAGGCGGAGUUUUUCCUUUUAUUUUAUGCUUAUUGGUAAAGCUCAACGAAUUUUCUGUUUAUUAUAUGUUUACAUGUUCAAAUAUGACUAAUACUUCGUGAUGUUAUUAGGAUUUAUUUAGGGUACCGUGUUACAUAUGAUGCAUCCGCUAAAUAACCAUGGACACUCAGGCACAUUAAUAUCGAAUAUUGGUGAUUAGGUCCGUGAAAUCAACACGACGCCAUUUUGUUUUUGAAAAUUAAAAACUACAUUUAAAAUAUUUUGUAAAAAAUGCACAAUCCGCGGCCGACAGACAGUAGAACUUUAAGUAAGCAUAUUUAAAACUUUUCGGGUCAGUGCCGUCAGUUCGUUGAAUAACCGGAAGCUUGCUUUGUUUACAAACGCUGAAGGUCAGAUUAAGGUUCAUGUAAAGCGUUUGAGACCACCCCAUGGGUAAAUUUUCAUUUUGAAAAUUAUAUCGGACAGACUCAUAAUAUUCAUAACAUACAUGUACGGAGUUGUU